Molecule: messenger RNA, 844 nt
Organism: Ectocarpus sp. CCAP 1310/34
Lineage: Eukaryota; Phaeophyceae; Ectocarpales; Ectocarpaceae
Source: the annotation of a GenBank genome assembly
GGAUACGAAGGAUUGUUGAGGCGACCCAUGCUCGUGGAUGCAACGGCUCAAGCCCUGCUCAACGAGGCGGACAGCGCGGACGGUGGGACCAGGGGGUCGACCAUAAAAACCUGCGCCAACAAUGCUUGCUAUUUCAACGCCGUUGCGUUGGGGGGGUUUGGCGCCAGCACUCCUGAGGUCUUGACAGAGAGCGUAGCGCGAGUUCUGUACCUGCUUGCCGUGCGAGAGGUCGCUGGCGAGUUCAGCGACAGCCAACAGGCGGCCAUACCGUGGACAGCACAAGCGUUUGGGGUGAAGAUGCGGUGCUUUCACCCAGGUGGGUCGAUGAAGGAUGUUGAGGGUGGGGCGUCGUUCGCCGGGAAAUGGAGCAAGGAAUUGAUCGGUCCGCUCAACCCCUCUGGGGUUGAGCCAACCAUCUACCUCACGAUGUCCAUCACGUCUCACAAGCACGCGUUCAGCAGCAUCCACGAGUUCACGGAGACAACUCGCCGCUGGGAACGCGGCGCCGAUGGCGAACUCCACCAAAUGCGAUGGAUGCCUGAUUUCAAUCACUGGGUGCUCAUGUUGCCCCCGGCAAACGCAGGUGCCCUUCAGGCCUUUUCCCGGAGUUAGCUGCGAGAAAGUCUUCCGGGAAGGACUCCAAGCUUGCGUCAAGGUUGGUAUCCGCUGGACGCCUGCAUCGACAACAACAGAAUACAAGAAAUCAGCGAUCGCGCACAUGAUACGGGAAAAAAAUAAUCAUGCGCGAACAUGGUGUUGCCGUUUCGCCAAACGCGUGAGAAUCUCCCUCUUCAACAAAGACAUCCACUGUGGGAGAAGAAAGACCCCCAUACGUGCUAUAAGG